AUGGGUGCUAACUGGACUCAACAUUCAGGGACACAGUCUUGCCCGCCACCCGAGUUGCCUCAGCUUGUUGCUGAGCAGCAUGUCCCCAUCUCCGCCCACGACAAGGAAACCCAGCGUCUGAUCGUCGUUCUCUCCCACGCGAGCUUAGAAACUUAUCGUGCCUCCCACGGCGGACGCAGUGGCUCCAACCGUGAUGAAAAAUACUCGUUGCUAAACAGUGAUGAGCAUAUUGGCGUGAUGCGCAAGAUGAACAGAGACAUCAGUGAGGCUCGGCCUGAUAUCACUCAUCAGUGCCUUCUCACCCUCCUGGACUCGCCUGUCAACAAGGCCGGCAAGCUUCAGAUCUACAUUCACACCGCGAAAGGCGUCCUGAUUGAAGUGAACCCCAGUGUUCGCAUUCCACGUACAUUCAAGCGGUUUGCCGGUCUGAUGGUUCAGCUACUGCACCGACUGUCAAUUCGUUCCACCAAUUCACAAGAGAAGCUGCUUAAGGUGAUCAAGAACCCCAUCACCGACCACUUGCCCCCCAAUUGCCGUAAGGUCACCCUCAGUUACGAAGCGCCCGUGGUGCGCACUCGGGACUACAUCGAAUCCCUGGGCCCCAAGGAGAGCGUCUGUAUCUUCGUCGGAGCCAUGGCCAAAGGGCAUGACGAUUUCGCCGACUCUUUCAAGGACGAUACCAUCAGUAUUAGCAACUAUAGUCUGAGUGCUAGUGUGGCCUGUAGCAAAUUCUGCCAUGCGGCCGAGGAAGUAUGGGGCAUCAUUUGA
This is a messenger RNA of Aspergillus tanneri, 768 nucleotides long. It is a transcript of the gene EMG1, whose product is annotated as 18S rRNA pseudouridine methyltransferase. Bases 1 to 768 code for a protein of 255 amino acids. Gene Ontology annotation, molecular function: rRNA (pseudouridine) methyltransferase activity; rRNA binding. The record is from RefSeq and is a predicted model, not a curated record. Gene Ontology annotation, biological process: rRNA base methylation. The transcript is spliced from 2 exons. Gene Ontology annotation, cellular component: small-subunit processome; nucleolus. NCBI's taxonomy places the organism in Eukaryota, Fungi, Ascomycota, Eurotiomycetes, Eurotiales, Aspergillaceae.